Hyalella azteca is the source of this 747-nucleotide messenger RNA. RefSeq names its product single-strand selective monofunctional uracil DNA glycosylase-like. Lineage: Eukaryota; Metazoa; Arthropoda; Malacostraca; Amphipoda; Hyalellidae. Bases 73 to 747 code for a protein of 224 amino acids. The record is from RefSeq and is a predicted model, not a curated record. Gene Ontology annotation, biological process: base-excision repair. The transcript is spliced from 4 exons. Gene Ontology annotation, molecular function: single-strand selective uracil DNA N-glycosylase activity; oxidized pyrimidine nucleobase lesion DNA N-glycosylase activity.
UGUCCAGAAAUUUUGCUCGUUUCAUUAUAACACAGUACAUAAUUGAUCAAAGUUCUGAGUAAACAAGUCAUUAUGGCUGAAGUGAAGCAAGUAUCAGUGGCCGAUAAAUUAUAUGAUUCUAUAGCUGACCUUAGCGACCGCAUCAUGAAACUUCCAUUUGGCGCAGUGGUAAAAAAGAAAUAUGAUCCAGUGCGUUACGCGGCGUCACAAUACAAAGCGUACCUUGACAAGUUUGGGUACGCACGCCCAGCGGAAGACAAGGGCAAGAAGUUGCUCUUUCUCGGAAUGAAUCCUGGCGCCAUAGCUGCGAUUUCUGGAGUCCCGUUUGGUGAAGAAGAGUUUGUACAGAAAGAACUUGGGAUUGUCUGCUCUGAUGUUGGACGUCCUGCUGAAGCAGACCCUGAUAAAAAAAAGGAUUUGAAACCAAAAGCUACUAGCAAGGAAAGCGCCCGACUGUGGGAGCUGCUGCUGGAGCUCUUCAACAUACUCAUGACCAACCCGUCGCUGACAAUUCCCAAGAAGGACCGUGUGGCGGACUGUCCUCUGCAGACGGAGUGUGACAAGACUCUGCUCAAGGUCGUCGAGCUGCUCGGAGUGACGGACAUCGUCGCUGUCGGCACCUACGCCGAGCGGGCCGCGGAGCGCGCCGUGAAGCGUUCCGAGAAGCCCACUGUCAAUGAGGUUGAGGUGACUGAAUUCCGUCUGAAAUUUUUAACGCCUUCUCUGAUGGGUGAAUUGUUUAAAUAA